Anopheles gambiae (African malaria mosquito) is the source of this 1197-nucleotide messenger RNA. RefSeq lists its product as uncharacterized. Gene Ontology annotation, cellular component: axon; membrane; neuronal cell body. Gene Ontology annotation, biological process: sensory perception of taste. NCBI's taxonomy places the organism in Eukaryota, Metazoa, Arthropoda, Insecta, Diptera, Culicidae. The record is from RefSeq and is a predicted model, not a curated record. The transcript has 3 exons. Bases 108 to 1130 code for a protein of 340 amino acids.
UGAAAAUAUGUGGCGAGCUUUUUGUGUGCCGGAAUCGAAGCACUGGCCAGUUGUAUGUGUCGUGGAAAAGUUUCGCUAGUUUUGUAGCGCAAUUGAUCUGUCUGAUAAUGCUUGUAGUUGGUGGAUAUUUUGCUCAGCGGUCAUAUGGCAAGGAGGACGCAACCUAUCUUCAUCGUGGCACCAGUAUACUGAUAAGAUUUUCGGGAGUGUUUGCUGUAGUAAUUGCCAUCAGUAAUGCAAUCGUUGGAAGAAGAAUCUGGGCAAUCCUAGAUUGCUUCGAUAGGUUUGACAAACGUAUGCAGAUACUUAACGCCCCUGUCGAUCAUCGCACACAGAAGUUGGUAAUCGUGGCGUGGACUUUGAUGUUUGUCGUAGGUGUUUCGAGUUUUAUGCUGGGAUUUGUGUUUGCAAUCUCUACAAAUUAUUCAAACAUGCUGCUGCGGAUUGUCACUAUAACGCAAAUAAUAAUUUUCGUAAUGGUUAUCGUAUCGAUUCUAUGCCAAAUCGUGAUAGUAAUGUAUUUGGGCAGCUAUAGGUUUUAUCACCUACGCCGUUUCUAUGAAGUGAAUUUUCUUCCAUGGAAGACUGGCUCCAUUUUGCUGAGUGAAUUGACAACUGUUAAUCAGUUUCGGCGUCUUGCGGACUCUACUUCAUUCAACACUGUGAUGGAGUUGUACGGUACACUGCGAGAAGCUGUGCGCCUCAUGCAUAGAGCGUACUCAGUACAGCUGCUUAGUAUGACUGUUUCAAAUUUUCCGACUCCUACAUUGGCAUUGUUUGGGAUGUAUCGUUCAUUUAUGACGUCAAACUAUGACAUGCAGAACUUGAUUAUUACCAUGGCUGCAUCGAGCAUGAUGUAUUUGAUGGCCUACUUUUUGCUGAUCUUUCUUUCCACUAGUAUCAAGUAUGAGACUCAACGACUGAUUGAAUGUUUUCAUCAUUUUACGAACCUUAACAAUGUUGAAUUCGAAAGCAUGAUCAAGGUUAGCGCUGAUGAAGUAAACCGCGACAAUGUAGCACUUCAUGUGGGACCAGUGGAACUGAACUGGAAGCUAGCCUUUUCUAUGAUUGGCACUAUAAUUUCCUAUCUAGUAAUUCUGAUUCAAUUCGAUCGUAGCAGUGCGGGAUAGUUUGAUUUGGUAGAAGUCGAAAACACGGCCAGGAGGAAGGGUGAAGGUGGAAACUCAUGGUAUAAUU